Messenger RNA from Gaeumannomyces tritici R3-111a-1, 2499 nucleotides. Its product is annotated as aspartyl/glutamyl-tRNA(Asn/Gln) amidotransferase subunit B. Lineage: Eukaryota; Fungi; Ascomycota; Sordariomycetes; Magnaporthales; Magnaporthaceae. Gene Ontology annotation, molecular function: glutaminyl-tRNA synthase (glutamine-hydrolyzing) activity. Gene Ontology annotation, biological process: glutaminyl-tRNAGln biosynthesis via transamidation; mitochondrial translation. The transcript has a single exon. The coding region runs from base 96 to 2036 and encodes 646 amino acids. The record is from RefSeq and is a predicted model, not a curated record.
CGAAUUUGGCGUCUUCAGCCGCUAGGGCAAGGCUCCAGCGUCUGCCCCAUCGAGUAUUCGCCGCAGCAGACGCCCCGAAAGGAAGCUCGUAUUCAAUGACGAUGGCACGCCCGCCAACAGCCGAGCUUGCGAGCUACCUUCUCGCUGGCCGCCUCGCUAGCCAGGGUUGCUUAAGGCUCCGGCGCCAAGCGGCCGGGAGAUUAAUCUCGAUUCCUUUGCGGCGUGCGCUGCCGGCUCAAACACGCCGACUUCAUGCAUCGACUGGCACCGAACCCCCACCGCAACCGCCGGCGCCGAGCAGCCCCGCGGGCCCCCUCCGCAAAACACUCAAGGAUCAAGCCAAGGCCGCCAAAGCACUGAAUAAGGGCAAGAAGAAGAAAAGCAACGCGGACCGCCAGACGUUCCCAGGCUGGGAGCUCACGGUCGGCAUCGAGGUCCAUGCCCAGCUCAAUACAAGCCGCAAGCUCUUCUCCCCCGCACCCAUCCCCCCCGCCGGCAGUGCCCCGCAAGCAAACACCCUCGUCGCCCCCUUCGACCUCGCCAUCCCGGGCACCCAGCCCGUCUUCCAGCCCGGGACGCUAGUACCCGCCAUCCGGGCCGCACUCGCACUCAACUGCGACAUCCGCCGCGUCAGCCGCUUCGACCGCAAGCAUUACUUCCACUGGGACCAACCCUCGGGCUACCAGAUCACCCAGUACUACGAGCCCCUCGCCGUCGACGGGCACCUUGACCUGCGCGCGCGAGACGGCAUCGCGCCACAGGACAUAUCCGAGGAUGGGGAGCCCCUGCGCGUGCGCAUCAAGCAAGUGCAGAUGGAGCAGGACACGGCCAAGACGCUGGCGCGGCCCGACGGCGUACACUGGCUCGACUUCAACCGCUGCGGCGCGCCGCUCGUCGAGAUCAUCUCGGAGCCCGACAUGCACCACCCGGCCACGGCGGCCGCCUUUGUGCGAAAGGUGCAGAUGCUCCUCUCCGCCUCGGGUGCCUGCGUAGCCGGCAUGGAGCAGGGGGGCCUGCGCGCCGACGUCAACGUAUCGGUGCGCCGCGUCGGCGACGCCGCCCUCGGCCGCCGCACCGAGAUCAAGAACCUGUUCAGCUUCAGGGCUGUCGAGGACGCCGUCAUCGCCGAGCGGGACCGGCAAAUCGCCGUCCUCGAGGCCGGCGGCUCCAUCGCUGGCGAGACGAGGGGCUGGUCGCUCGGCAGCACCGAGACGCGCCGGCUGCGCGGCAAGGAGGGCGAGGUUGACUACCGCUACAUGCCGGACCCGGACCUGGGCCCCGUCGUGGUCGGCGACGACGUGGUGCCGUACCUUCGAGGCACCAUGGGCGUCAUGCCAGACGAGGAGAUGGACGACCUCGUGGCCUCGCACGGCCUGUCCGAGACGGAUGCGCAUGCGCUCAUGCUUCUCGACGACGGAGGCCGGCUCGAGUUUUACUACAGGGUCGUGGACGCGCUCGAGGCGCGCAUUGGCGAUGCCUCGGGCGCCGUCAACCUUCAGCCGCGCGUACUCGCCGCGAACUGGAUCCUGCACGUUCUCGGGAGCCUGACCUCUGAGAACAACGCGCGUGAUCGCGCCGCCGGUGGCUUGGAGCCGCGCGGGCUCCAGGUCACGCCCGAGGGCGACGCAUUCAUCCGCCCCGCCGACAUGGCCGACCUCCUCUUCUUCCUGCAUUCGGGAAGGAUCCGCCAGGGCACGGCCAAGGACGUGCUCUUUGCCAUCUUCAAUGGUGUCGUCCCGCAGGACUACCUGACCGGCGCGCCCGAUGGUGGCGGCAUCGAACGGUACAUCGAGGAGAAGGGCCUCUGGUUCGCCGAGCUGUCCGAGGACGAGUACACGAGUCUAGCCGAAUCCGUGCUGGACGCCGAGGAGCACGUGCUGAAGGAGCUCCUGGGGGAGCAGUACCCCAAGCGCAAGCUCAUGUUUCUUGUCGGCCAGAUGAUGAGGUCGGAGGCGAAAGACCGCUUGGACCCAGCCAGGGUGCAGCGCGUUAUGCGGGAGGUUGUCGACAAGCGGAUCGUGGCCCUGAGGCCCUGAGGAACUAGCGACGACCCUUGAUAUUUUCGCGUCUUGACAAUAGUCCUAGCUAGUAGUUAAUUUGUCCUCUGUCAUCCCUCACAUCGUCCUUAGAUCAAACUCCAGUGUAAUUGUGGCUAGGAACCUAUGAGCAGUUUAAGACCGCUGCGAUGUCCGUCCUCCUCGUGCGGCAUCGGGUGUGUUCCGGAGCCGAAUCUCUGUAUAUCCGACGACGAAUCUACCAUCUCGAACCACUCCUUGAAAAUCAACGCGCUUUGCAGGGACAAUGAGCCAAAAAAUGCCAGCUCCAUGUCACGGUAAGCAAAAACCACCACCCAGCUCCCUUCCUUUUUCAUCUCAACGUGUGGGGAUCCAUCACCAGCCGUCGUCUUCGUGGAGUACGAAUGGGAAUCAGGUUCAAUAGGAUCCAAUCAGUUCCCCAAUAGACCGACCGAUGGCGCGCGAUCGGCUACCAAUUCUGGCA